AUGGGCUCUGCCCCUGCAGGGAUCUGCCUGCGCGGCCGCAUCCAGCUCAGCGAGCGGGACAUCGCCGGCAAGUGCUCCUCGUCCUGCGGCAGCCAGGAGCACCUGGGAGCCUUCCUCAACCGCGGCUGCAUCAAGAUCUCAGCCUGUGUCACCAAACUCUCGGGCUGGCCCCGCUGGUUCCAGCGCUGUGACAUCUGCGAGUGCGACUGCCACGUGCCCUGCGGAUUAGCAGUGGCUGCUGCCGGGUGCCACAGCGUGAAUGCCAAUGAAGGCAGCAGCCGGAUUGGGAAUUCUGCCUGCCCCGUGCUGCCCUGCUCGGCGCUGUCCCUCCCCCCUGGCCUUGGGGAUCAGCAUCUGAAGACGUGCCCAGGACAAGUGUCACAGCCUGGGUACAAGACUCUCCUCAAAUGCCUGUCAGGGAAGUUCUGCCAACGGGAGCUCAUUGGGAUCAUGGGCCCCUCGGGAGCUGGGAAAUCCACUCUAAUGAACAUCCUGGCUGGCUACAGGGAGACUGGGAUGAAGGGGCAGAUCCUGGUGAACGGGCGGCCGCGGGACCUGCGCACCUUCCGCAAGAUGUCCUGCUACAUCAUGCAGGAUGACAUGCUCCUGCCACACCUCACCGUGCUCGAGGCCAUGAUGGUCUCUGCUAACCUGAAGCUGAGUGAGAAGCAGGAGGUGAAGAAGGAGCUGGUGAAUGAGAUCCUGACGGCCCUGGGGCUGCUGGAGUGCUCGUACACCCGCACCAGCUCCCUGUCGGGGGGCCAGCGCAAGCGCCUGGCCAUCGCCCUGGAGCUGGUCAACAAUCCACCCGUCAUGUUCUUCGAUGAGCCCACCAGCGGCCUGGACAGUGCCUCCUGCUUCCAAGUGGUGUCCCUGAUGCGGUCCCUGGCUCAGGGCGGGCGCACCAUCAUCUGCACCAUCCACCAGCCCAGCGCCAAGCUCUUCGAGAUGUUUGACAAGCUCUACAUCCUCAGCCAGGGCCAGUGCAUCUUCAAGGGCGUCGUGACCAACCUCAUCCCCUACCUGAAGGGCCUUGGCCUCCACUGCCCCACAUACCACAACCCUGCUGACUUCAUCAUCGAGGUGGCCUCAGGAGAGUAUGGGGACCUCAACCCCGUCCUGUUCCGCGCCGUCCAGAACGGGAUGUGCACCAUGGCUGAGAAGAAGAGCAGCCCUGACAAGGCAGAUUCAUCGUGCCCAACAUGUGGGACGGAUGUGGAUCACAUCGAGAGCCACACAUUUGCCACCAGCACCUCAACUCAGUUCUGCAUCCUCUUCAAGAGAACUUUCAUCUGCAUCCUAAGGGACACGGUGCUGACCCACCUGCGGUUCAUGUCCCACAUCUGCAUCGGGGUGCUCAUCGGGCUGCUCUACCUGCACAUCGGCAACGACGCGGGCAAGGUCUUCAACAACACCGGCUUCCUCUUCUUCUCCAUGCUCUUCCUCAUGUUUGCUGCCCUCAUGCCCACCAUCCUCACCUUCCCCCAGGAGAUGACCGUAUUCCUGAGGGAGCACUUGAACUACUGGUACAGCCUCAAAGCCUAUUACCUGGCAAAGACCAUGGCUGAUGUGCCCUUCCAGGUGAUCUGCCCCAUCGCCUACUGCAGCAUCGUGUACUGGAUGACGGGCCAGCCACCCGAGGCCACGCGCUUCCUGCUCUUCUCCGCCCUGGCCACCGCCACGGCCCUGGUGGCCCAGUCCCUGGGGCUUCUCAUCGGAGCUGCUUCCACUUCCCUGCAGGUGGCCACCUUUGUGGGACCCGUCACUGCCAUCCCCGUGCUGCUCUUCUCGGGCUUCUUCGUCAGCUUCAAGACCAUCCCCACCUACCUGCAGUGGAGCUCCUACGUCUCCUAUGUCAGGUAUGGCUUCGAGGGGGUCAUCCUCACCAUCUACGCCAUGGAGCGCGAGGACCUGGAGUGCCUCGAGGACUUCUGCCCUUUCCAAAAACCCAUCAAGAUCCUGCAGGAGCUGGACGUGGAGGAGGCCAAGCUCUACCUGGACUUCCUCAUCCUGGGCAUCUUCUUCGUCAUCCUGCGGCUCCUGGCUUACCUGGUCCUCAGGUACAAGGUGAAAUCUGAGAGAUAAAGGGGCCCCGGUGCCGUUCCCGGGCCUGGCCUGCUGUGAGAGAUGUUCUACAGAUGGACACGGUGCUCCUGCAGGUCCCGGACCGUGGCGGAGGCACUGGGAGGUGCCAGCCAGGCCUGGCUCAGUCGAGAAGGGUUUUGAGACAUCUCGGAACUGUUUUAACCUUCCCACACACUCUUCAUUGCAAAACGUUUUGUACAGCCCUGGCAUGUGCCACCUUCCCCCCCAGGACUGAUGAGCCCCACGGAGCUUGGGUCCCCUCUCGUUGUCCCUGCCUGGCGCUGCCCUGGGGACACCAGGGACAGUCCUGCCGAGGUGGUUUGUGUUGAGCACGCCUGGCAGGAGCCUGCUCCGUGCAGGGGGAGCAGCGGGCUGGAGCUGGGCUGGGAGGAGGGAGCUGCAGAGUUGGAAGUGCAGCUCGUGGCCCCGUUCCUCAUCCUGGCCUGCAGCGUGUGAGUCGGGGCUGAGAAGAGCCCAAAGAUGCCAUAGGUGAAGUUGCACAAGGCUUUAGUGUUUCCUGUCGCUGUAGCCACAGAGAUUGCUGCACCCCCUUUCCUUUCUGUGCAAAUCCUCCUCUUUUUUUCCCUUUUUUCUUUUUCUUUUUUUGAGUUUAGUUCUGGUUUUUUCCCCACAAACCCCACUGUAUCCCAUUCUUCACGGAGGGGAAAGGGAGCCUGCAGGCAGAGAAGGACUUGGGGCUCUGUCUCAGACUCCUGCUGGGACACCAUCCUCAGAGCCAAGGUCUGUGGGAGCAGGACAGUGUUCUCAGAUCUUAGGGAGUGUCACAUUCAGUCCCUGUUGACUCUGGGGUCUGAGACAAGAGGGUCUGAACCAAAUCAACCAACAUGGAGAGAAGUGACUGGUCCCUUGCACGGAGCAAGGAGGAUUUAGGUUCCCACACCCUGCCAGUGCCAGGAGGCUGAAAACCAGGGCUGGGCUGAGCUGUGUCAUCACUGGAGCCUCUGCUGCAGGAGGAGAGCUGGCCCUGAGCCCUUCCCCUGCAACCUCUCUUCCCCCGGCACCACUGGGGCUGUCUCAGCAGGACAGGGCGGACAAGCCUCGCUCAGCACCAUGCAAGGAGGGGAUGCCAAGGACACCUGGCAUGUCACAGUGCCAACCCCCCAGGGUGACACUGCAGAAAGGGGUCCCAGCAGUGCCUGGACUGGAAACCAGAUGAGAUCCCAGAGAGGUUUGUUUGCAGCGGGUGACCUGGACGCUGGGAAGCUCUUUGCACAUCGUGACUGGUGCCAGGAUAAGGUCCCUUCUUGGCACAUUUCUCUGGUGGCUGCUCCAAAGUCACACACCUUGCAGAGGGAAGGCAAUUCCACACCGUGCUGGCUCUCCAGAGGAACUGAGCUGAGCCCAGAGCUGGUGGGGCAUCUGCACAUGCUGCUGUGCUGGGAACACAGCACCCUGCUUACCUGCACAGGCUCCGUGGGUGUGCUGGCACUGCUGGCAGCGGGCUGCACUUGUCACCCACAGACAUGGGAACCCGCAGGUUUUUGGCAAGCAUGGACACGGGGGAGGCAGCCCUGCCCCACCCUGGCAGGCUGGCCCUGGUUCAUGUCAGCCUGGGGAAUCCUGUCCUGGCACUCUGAGCAGCCAGGGAUUGCAGGGCAAGUGCCAGAUUCCAGCAGAAUCCUGGAGACUGAUCUUUGGUUUUGCUGGCUUGGGUUGGGGCUGCACAGCAGAGUCUGGCUGGGCUGACACUGAUGCUGGGCACUCAGCAAAGCUGAGCUUCCCCUGCCUGGAGAGCAUCGAGGAAUGUUUGGCCAUGGGGUCCUCCUGCACACAGGGUCUGGAAGCAGGACACAGCCUGCUGCCCUUUCCAUGCUGAGCAUCGAGGUUGCUCACACCCAGGGGCUGUUGUCUGACUUUUCACUAUCCCUCACAAAAUUCCCCUCUGCUCCUGGAUCUUCCACAGUGGAGCUGUGUCAGCUGGAGGGCUGCAGUGCUGCCAGCCCCAGGGGCACAGAGGAGCGGGGGACAGUCCCUGUGCCUGCUCUGUCAUGAGGUGCAUGGAUGGGCAGAGAGCUGGGAGAUGUGGGGCUGUCACCCUUCUCCAUCCCCUUGUCUCUGGAGCUGAAAGGACUGAUGCCCUGCUUCUGUCCUGCUCUUGGGCUGGGACUAGUUAAGCCUGGCCCAGCACAGAGCAUGCUCUGCUGGGGUGAGGCUUUCCCCUGGAUGGAUCCCGAGAUGCAGGAGGUGUCAGUGGGGCAGCUUUGCACAGCUCCUGCUUCCUCCCUGGCAUUUGGGGCACUUGUGGUGGGUCCUGUUUUCUGCACCCUGGAGGUGCUGCCAUCCCCAGCUCUGUGUCCUGCACCUAGCACACCUGGAUACCCCUGUGCCAUCACAGCCAGGGCCACCACCGCUCCCAGGAGGACCAGGACAAGAUGGACUAGCUUAUGGAGCAAAGGGGCUACCAGCAGGCACCAGCAACUGCCACUGCUCGUGUCCUCCAACACACAGGGAAGGCUUUGUUGAACAGGCUCUGCUGCUUGCAGAGAAACCCUGUGGAAUGUUGCUCCCCAGCUCGGAGCAACACUGCCAGGGCAGUGCCAGCCUGCCUGGGAUGGAGCAGCUGGCAGCACCUCUGGGAUGUCCAGGAGGGCUCAGCACAGCCUGUGCCUCCUGCACCCCUGAGCUGCAGUGUCCCAGCCGAGCAGGUAUGUGGCCACUGCGGGACAGAGGGCCAGGACAAACCCUGGAGCUGCAGGAUGGCUGGGCAAGGGCUCUGGGGAGUGGGGGUGAUGGGGCAGGCCACCCAUCCCCGGGGCAGCAGGACACAAGUGAAUGUGUUGGUAGGAGGGGGCUGAGGAGCGGGGGAUGUGGCACAGGGCAAAGGCACCCUUGGUGCUGCCUGAGGAACUGAGCCAGGGUGCCACCGUGCUUUCCCUCGCUUCAAGGACAGUCCCAGAGGUGGUGGAAGGUGCGGGGAAAUGCAAGGAGAAGAAGCAGGUUUGCACUGAGUGGGCUGAGCACCCUGGGAUUUAUUGCCUGGGUGGUCCCUGCCCUGCAGGAGCAGGACAGGAGGGGUUUUCUCUGCCCAGGCAUGGCAGAGGGACAGGGUGCAGCCAUCCUGCUCCAGGGGGCCCUUAGGGAAGCAGCAAGGAUGCACUUUAUCAGGGCAGGGAAGUGGAGCCGUGGUUGCUUCUGGCUGCAAGAAUCCCAUGAGAGAGCAUCUGGAUAAUCACGAGGAGUGUGAUGGAGGAGAGCAGGCUUCUUCCCCCACACCUCCUCUCCUGCCCCUGCCUUCCCUUGUGAUGCACUUUGAGGGUGGGGUUCAAGCAGUGGCUCUGGCUCCCUGGGAACACUGGUUGAGCCUCAACCCACCAAAAACUGCUUCAGCCCCUUUGGCCCAAGGCUGUGUCAGGUUCUGCCUCUCACGGGGGCGGUGAUGGCAGCCAGGCAGGGGGAUGGCCACUCACCUCCAUGCAUGUCCAGGCCACCUUUGUCACACGCACAAGAAGAGCAAAUGCUUCAUCACCUGGCUGGGGUUUGCUGGAGGGGAGACUGGGCUAGAACAGGGAGGGGAUGGGGCUUCUCCCAGGGUUUCACCCCUCUCCUAAAUCAGGCAAUAAAACAGUGUUUCCUUCUCACUGUGUGUGGACACCAUUUGUCCUGUCCCUCUGCCACGGGCAGCCUGUGGCUGCCUGGCAUCUCUGUGUGUGUCCCUGCCACGCUGGACCCUGUGGUUUUCCAGCCUUCACCGUGUCCACACGUGCAGAGGAGGCUGGACAGUGGGGGGCACGUGUGAUCUGUGGGGCACCACACAGAGAAGUGCAGGCAUUGAAACUCACAUUUCCACAAGACCACAGGCGUCAGCUGCUUUCUCCCUGGGACAGCUUGCCAAUAUAAGAUGCAGGUAACAGCUCAAAGGCCGAGGGAGUCUGCUGGCACAGCUCUGUUGUGGCAGCUGCUCCGGGGGGCAUUUGCCCAGGUCUUUCUGCCUUGCUGGGAGGAGGCUGUGAAGCGGGACCAGGGCACUGCUGCCCACAGCCGCAGCCUGGCAGGAACCAGGCAGGGUGGAGGUGAGGCCCUGGGCUCUCCAGGCUGGGCUGCACAUGCAGGUAAGUGCCCCGCAGGGACGGGGUGCCAGGUGCCAGCUUGCUGCUGGCGCCCAGCAGUGCUCACCAGAGGGUGCCGGGAGCUGCUGGGCAGGAGGAGAUGUUUUGGUUUGUGUCGGUGUUUCCGAGAUGCCAGCUGUACUUGUUGGAUUUCACACAUCAAUAAAACUUAUAUUUAUAGUGUA
Messenger RNA from Cyanistes caeruleus (blue tit), 6337 nucleotides. The record is from RefSeq and is a predicted model, not a curated record. Lineage: Eukaryota; Metazoa; Chordata; Aves; Passeriformes; Paridae.